AAUGGAACGAUAAGACUAAAAAAAAUCUUAUUCGUAUUCCCCAAUGCUUCAUUGACUCGAUCACAACGCCGCAUGGGCGCAAAGCCUUCCCCUGCCACUCGGAUUUGCCUCCAUUUUUACCCCUUUUGAUGCUCUCUGAGUUCAUUUGAUUUAGCCCCUUCCCUGGCUGCUACUCAUGGCUUGCCUGAGUGACAACACCUGGGUCGCUCCCCUCUCCAAUCAACUCGCCGACUGUGCUUCUCUUCGGGAUAAAGAACAUGGCGGCGACAGCGACGGCGACGGUGACACACCCUCUUUUAUCUCUGCGGCUUCUCAACAGUUCAGGCUCGAGAGGGUCUUCCCCGUUUAUGCCAUGGGGUCUUCCAAGCCCCUUGCCGUCGUGGGUUCCGAUUUGGGUGACCCAAUUUGGGACGCUAUCAGGCAAGAGGCUAAGCUGGAUGCUGAGAUGGAACCAAUUUUAAGCAGCUUCUUAUAUGCCAGCAUCUUGUCACAUGAUUGUUUAGAGCAAGCAUUGAGUUUUGUUCUGUCCAAUAGGCUACAGAAUCCCACUCUCUUAGCUACUCAGUUAAUGGACAUAUUCUUUGAUGUUAUGAUGCAUGAUAGAACCAUUCAACAGGCCAUUCGCUUAGAUUUGCAGGCCUUUAAAGAACGGGAUCCUUCUUGUUUGUCUUAUAGUUCAGCGCUUUUGUAUCCUAAGGGUUACCAUUCUCUUCAGGUGCAUAGAGUGGCACAUGCUUUGUGGAGCCGAGGACGCACUGUGUUGGCUUUGGCAUUACAAAGCCGAGUUAGCGAGGUUUUUGCUGCCGACAUUCAUCCUGCUGCAAAAAUUGGAGAUGGAAUACUCUUGGAUCAUGGAACAGGUGUUGUUAUUGGUGAAACUGCUGUUGUGGGUAACCGAGUUUCAUUGAUGCAUGGUGUAACUUUGGGGGGCACUGGGAAAGAAGUUGGCGAUCGUCAUCCUAAGGUUGGUGACGGUGCACUAAUCGGAGCCUCGACUACCAUACUCGGAAACAUUAAGAUAGGCAAUGGGGCAAUGGUGGCUGCUGGUUCCCUUGUAUUAAAAGAUGUUGCCCCACACAGUAUGAUAGCUGGAAUUCCGGCCAAGGUGAUCGGGUAUGUCGAGGAGCAGGAUCCGUCUUUAACAAUGAAGCAUGAUGCUACCAAAGAUUUCUUUGAACAUGUUGCUGGUAGUAACUAUGGCCGAUAUCCUAGAGCCACUGGUCAGUGCCCCGAGACUAAGGAUAAUCGGCACUGAGAGCGUGCCUCCGCCCUCGUUUCAGCAUGCUGAUGACAACGUGCAAGUGGUAUUAUUACAAAGCUUGUUCUUUUAGAUUAACUUUUUACUUGCUAAGGUAAUAAGAUGAAAUAUAGUAGUAGGAGGUUGGGAGAUUAUGUUCUGAUGAGAUAUAUGAAUGUUUUUGUAUAAAUAAUUUAACUCCGGUACAAUUUUUUACAAUGGGGAAUGAAACAUUUCUUAUACAA
This is a messenger RNA of Cucurbita maxima (winter squash), 1482 nucleotides long. RefSeq names its product serine acetyltransferase 2-like. The transcript has 10 exons. The record is from RefSeq and is a predicted model, not a curated record. Gene Ontology annotation, molecular function: L-serine O-acetyltransferase activity. Gene Ontology annotation, cellular component: cytosol; cytoplasm. The coding region runs from base 176 to 1255 and encodes 359 amino acids. Lineage: Eukaryota; Viridiplantae; Streptophyta; Magnoliopsida; Cucurbitales; Cucurbitaceae.